Aspergillus affinis is the source of this 2172-nucleotide messenger RNA. RefSeq lists its product as uncharacterized. The record is from RefSeq and is a predicted model, not a curated record. The transcript has 6 exons. Lineage: Eukaryota; Fungi; Ascomycota; Eurotiomycetes; Eurotiales; Aspergillaceae. The coding region runs from base 1 to 2172 and encodes 723 amino acids.
AUGUCGACCACUUCGAGUAACGUUGGAUCUCGAAACACCUCAGGUUCCAGUGGUGCCAGAGCGCCCACGACGGAGGAACUGAUGGGGAUGAUUGGUCAACUCCAAGGCCACAUACAGACGCUAGAAGGGCGUUUGGCAGUAAAGUCAAUCAAGGUCAGACCGCCAGAGACCUUUGACGGAACUAGAUCCAAGCUACGAGCCUUCACGACUCAGCUGGAUUUAUACCUUCGAAUGAACCAUAAGAAGUUAGCACACGAAGCAGAUAAAGUUUUCUUCGCGUCAACCUACCUCACGGGGCCAGCAUUCGAUUGGUUUGAACCCUACAUUAGGGAUUAUCAAGAACAACCUGUCGACAAACAAGAUGACGACACAAAAGAGAUAUUCGCCAGCUACGACGACUUCAAAAGACGACUCCAAGGAACGUUCGGAGAUAUCGAUGCGACAAGAAACGCCGAAAGAAAGCUGUGGCGACUCAGACAAACUGGAUCGGUCAGCAAACUAGCAUCAGACUUUCAACAGAUUAUCUCACACCUAGACUGGGAUGAGGAUUCUUAUAUCGCAAAGUUCGAGGAAAUACUGAAACCAGAGAUCCAGGAGAAGUUGAUUUGGAUGGAAAAACCAAACUCACUCAGCAAAAUGAUAGAGCAAGCAGUCAAAAUCGAUAACAAGCUUUACGAUUUUAAUGCUCGACGAAAAGAAAAUCGGUCCGGAAUACGAUUCCAAGGACACCAGAAAACAAAUAGCUAUCGAGCCAACGACAGACAAACAGCGCAACCAAGAAGCCAAGGAUACAGUGAUCCUUAUAGGCUACAGCCUAUGGAGCUAGACGCUACCGAAAGACGAUCGCAAGACAAAAGCGAUUAUCCACGAAUUCCCGACGACGUGGAAGGGGCCACAAGGAGAUUAGCGAAUUCUCUACAGAUAUUCAGCGAAGCAACUGAGACGCUUCUGAACGCGACACGCUAUGACGAGAAUUGGGAAGAAAGACAGUUUCAAGACCCAGAGAUAUCCGAUAGCGAAGACUCAGAACACUGGCCUAUAGAUGACGAGACGGAUGAGUCUCCUAAAACCAUCAGACAGGAUGCCCAUGCAGGAAACCAGGGUGCGCUUGCAUUGGAUACUCCAUGCACCCAGAUCACGGGAGAAGACAUUGGACAGGAUGUUGGGAAGACUAUUGUUAAGUUCACUAUGACGCGAAGCUUGGACAACAUUUCCUACGACAGCUAUAAGGUUCUGAAUCAGAACGCUCGAGUCAUGGUAGACUCUGGAACAACGGGCAACUUCAUGGAUCCAAGAUUUCAGGAACAGCUGAAGAUCUUAGGGAUAACAAAGGCUACGCCAGAGCCUAUUACAGGACUGAACGCAUCAUUCCAGCGAUUUAUUAACGAAGUUUUGGGAGAAUUGCUCGACACCUUUGUCAUCGCGUACCUAGACGAUAUUCUGGUAUUUUCGAAUAACGAAGAAGAGCACAUUCGACACGUAAAACAAGUGCUACGGAAGCUACGCAUUGCUAAAUUACGAUUGAAACUCAAGAAGUGUGAGUUCUAUAUUCAAGAGACAGAGUUCUUAGGACACUGGAUCACUACCGAAGGAGUACACAUGGAAAGAAGCAAAGUCCAGGCAAUCAGAGAUUGGCCUGUACCCAAAAGCCUGAAAGAAGUCCAACAGUUUACUGGAUUGAUCAACUAUUAUCGGAAGUUUAUCGAUGGAUACACCAAAUCCAUGGCACAGCAAGUUUUCGACGACGUAAAACGGAAAAUUACGACCGUACCAAUCCUAGUACAGUACGAUCCAGAGAAGCUAACUACGAUCGAAACCGACGUAUCCAACUAUGCUAUCGGUAUGAGAAUGACACAACUAGAUAAAAACGGCAGAGCCAAACCAAUUGCGUUCCAUUCACGAAAGCUUAUUCAGGCAGAAAUGAACUACGACAUUCACGACAAAGAAUUGCUAGCCAUAGUGACAGCAUUCAAAGUAUGGAGAGUGUACCUGGAAGGAGCUCAGCACCAAAUUCUAGUGAAAACGGAUUACAAGAACCUUACGUUCUUUACUACGACCAAAGAAUUGACCAGAAGACAAGCGAGAUGGUCAGAAAAGUUAUCACAGUUUAAUUUUAGAAUCGAACAUUGCAAAGGAACAGAAAACGGACAAGCAGACGCGCUUAGUCGAUAA